GUCAAUUUAAAGAAAAAUAAUAAGUUGAUUGUUACCAAACGAAUUUUCCUUGUUAAAACCACUUUUCUCAAUUAAAAGUACCAUUUCAUAGGGUUAUUAAGGAUUAAUAAAAAUGGGUAACACAGUAUCCGCUGCGGAUAUAGCCCAAAAAACCGCAAUAGAAAUCGUCAAUCGAGAUGAAGUUGCACAAAAACACAAAUUUAAAGGGUUCGAUGGCGAAAUACCGGAAGGUUGCCCGAUGCACCAAAAGAAACCCGCAACUGAAUUAAGCGAAUCCGGAUGUCCUGUAGGAGGCGCUGGAGACGAAAUUAAUCCUCUAAAUAUGAUGGGACCGGCAAAUCAAACUCCUUCGCCCGACCAACCUUUCCCUCUAUCUAAAGAAAGACAGGUCUCGACAAUUCCUAAAGCCAUUGUCAAAGAGGGCGAAAGUCCCUUCUGGGUGUACCCGAGUGCACAGAUGUUUUGGAACGCCAUGUUAAAAAAGGGCUGGCGAUGGAGAGAUGAAGAUAUCCAACAAAAAGAUAUGAACGACAUUAUCAAAAUUCACAACGCCAAUAACGAGCAAGCCUGGCAAGAGGUCCUUAAAUGGGAGGCUUUGCAUGCUAACGAAUGUCGAGACCCACGGUUAAAAAGCUUUGGUGGUAAAGCUAAAGAUUACAGCCCGAGGGCGAGAAUUAGACAACUUAUGGGCUAUGAAUUGCCAUUCGACAGGCACGAUUGGAUCGUCGAUAGAUGCGGGAAAGAUGUACGAUAUGUCAUAGAUUACUAUGAUGGCGGUAGCGUAGAUGAUAAAUAUAGAUUUGCCCUGCUAGAUGUUAGACCUGCAAUGGACAGUUUCGAUAAUGUCUGGGACAGGAUGAAAGUGUGCUGGUGGAGAUGGUUCUACAGCGAUGAGUAAAGUUAUUACACAGUAGUAGAGUGUAAACAAUUGGUUUGUAUUGAGAAUUUGUUAAGAAAAAUGUGGCUAUCGGUACAAAAAUGGUGCAUAUUCAAUGACAAGU
This is a messenger RNA of Phyllotreta striolata, 1001 nucleotides long. The record is from the annotation of a GenBank genome assembly. Lineage: Eukaryota; Metazoa; Arthropoda; Insecta; Coleoptera; Chrysomelidae.